UUUUUGGGUGAGAUCAUGAUUUUCUUAUUUAUUAUUUGGGAAUUUGGAAAGUUUUACUGGCUUUUCUGUUUCUUAUUCCUAUUAUUAGUUCUACAGGUGUUUAAGAAAAAACAAAAAAACAAUAGACAAGAACAACUUUUUCUAUUGAGACCACAAUCCAGUUAUUUUAACUAGGGAACUAAAAGAAACAGAAAUUCAGAAACUUCUGGAAUUCCUUUUUUUUUUUGUUUCUGGAAUUUUUUUAUUUUUUUUUGGUUUUAAUAACGGACACCGGUGGUGUCCGUACCAGCUUGCUCUCGGACUAAUUUCAGGAGAUGUGCCACCUCUCACCAACAAUAGGUAUCAGGAUAGCUCUCCGUCAUGACUAGAACAAAUGGGAAGAAAUCACCUAGUGUUUUGUCUCUGCAUGGAACUGAAUUUGGGACCUUAUGGCACCCUCAUCAAGAUUGUAUACUUUUCAACCAACAGUAAGUGCAGCACUAGUGAUGAGGUACCAGCAUUAUCAAAAGAAAGACAGGAAGUUCCCAAUGGAGACCUUAACCAUCACAUUCUUAGUGGCAGGCUUUAUUUCGUCAAAUUCGAGACUAGCAAGAUUGAGGACUGCAUAAAAUUUUUGUCUUCCAAGAAACUUCAACAGUGCGUGAUUACAGGUGCUCAAUGUCACCAUUCUCAUGCUGUUGACAAGAUCAAGAUUAAGGCAACCGGUGGUGGAGCUUUCAAGUUUGCCAAUCUAUUCAAAGAAAAACUUGGCAUAACGCUGGACAAGGUGGAGGAAAUGGAGUCUCUUGUUACUGGAGCAAAUUUUCUGCUUAAGGCCGUCAGCCAUGAAGCUUAUACAUAUAUUGGAGGUCAAAAGGAGUAUGUGCAGAUUGAUCAGAAAGAUUUAUAUCCUUACCUCCUCGUCAACAUUGGGUCUGGGGUUAGCAUGAUAAAGGUUGACGGAGAUGGGAAAUUUCAAAGAGUUAGUGGAACUAGCGUCGGUGGUGGCACUUUCUUGGGUUUAGGGAAACUUUUGACCAAAUGCCAAAGUUUCGAUGAGUUGCUGGAAUUGAGCCAUCAGGGAAACAACAGAGUGAUAGAUAUGCUUGUUGGAGAUAUUUAUGGGGGAUUGGACUAUUCAAAGAUUGGCCUUGCAUCAACUGCCAUAGCCUCUAGCUUCGGUAAGGCAAUCUCAGAAAACAAAGAGCUCGAAGACUACAAACCAGAAGACAUUGCCCGGUCCCUCUUAAGGAUGAUCUCAAAUAACAUUGGACAGAUUGCAUACUUAAAUGCUCUUCGUUUUGGGCUCAAACGCAUCUUUUUGGGAGGAUUCUUCAUCCGUGACCAUGCUUAUACGAUGGACACAAUUUCAGUUGCAGUUGAUUUCUGGUCGAAGGGUGAAGCAAAAGCAAUGUUCUUGCGGCAUGAGGGGUUUCUUGGAGCCCUAGGAGCUUUCAUGAACUACAAAGAUGGAAAUGCAGAUUUCAUGGCCCCUCAAUUAGUUGAGCAACAACCUCCCAAAAGUUCAAGUUGCAUAGUAGAUAGGAUUCAUAACUCUACGCGUGUGCACGAAAAUGAAAAUGGCGCCAUAGAUUGUAGAUUGCGAGUUAGUAGCUCAUUUAAGAUUUAUGAUGAGGUCAAAAGGCUUUGACCUAUCAAACAACUAUAUGUACAACAAAAAAAAAAAAAAAAAAGAGGAUGUCAAGGGAAGUAGUUGUUUCUGGUUCUAAUUAAGUUAUAUGUCUAGACUAAAAAUGUGAAAGGGCUAGCAAAACAAUUUCUGUUUUACACAUAUAUAUAUAUAUACUAGAUAAGUAUGCCCGUGCAUUGGACAUACCCAACACGUUUAGUAAAAUAAAAUGAAAAUGUAACAGUAAGGGAGUAUCUCGUUUGAUUGGAUCAAUUGAUGAAAAUGAUCCCAAAUAUAAAAGUUGGCCAUUUUAUUUUGA
This is a messenger RNA of Capsicum annuum, 1928 nucleotides long. Its product is annotated as pantothenate kinase 1. Lineage: Eukaryota; Viridiplantae; Streptophyta; Magnoliopsida; Solanales; Solanaceae. The record is from RefSeq and is a predicted model, not a curated record. The transcript is spliced from 10 exons. Gene Ontology annotation, molecular function: pantothenate kinase activity; ATP binding. Gene Ontology annotation, cellular component: nucleus; cytosol. Gene Ontology annotation, biological process: coenzyme A biosynthetic process. The coding region runs from base 374 to 1630 and encodes 418 amino acids.